Molecule: messenger RNA, 701 nt
Organism: Pterocles gutturalis (yellow-throated sandgrouse)
Lineage: Eukaryota; Metazoa; Chordata; Aves; Pterocliformes; Pteroclidae
Gene: MFAP5
Product: microfibrillar associated protein 5
Exons: 8
Coding region: 1-501 (166 amino acids)
Biological process (GO): embryonic eye morphogenesis
Cellular component (GO): microfibril
Source: RefSeq, a predicted model, not a curated record
AUGAAGACCUCUGGAGCCUGUAUAUUGUUGUAUCUCUUAGCACUCUCCUUGUCCCCAGCUGACUGGUUUCCAUGGAUGGUCAGUGGGCAAGACCUGGAAAGUGCAACUGGUGAAGUUAGCACUGACUCUCUUAUCAGCACCUCUGCUGCAGCUUUCACACCACCUGUGCUUCUUAGUCCUGUUCAGUCUGACAGUGAAACUACGACGGCUUCAUCAGAUUGUCGUGAAGAAAAGUUCCCUUGCACACGCCUGUACUCUGUUCACAAACCAGUAAAGCAGUGUAUCAGCUACCUCUGUGUUACAAGUGUGCGUCGCAUGUACAUAAUAAACAAGGAGGUGUGCUCUCGCAUUGUCUGCAAAGAGAACGAGGUUAUGCAAGAUGAGAUCUGUCGCCAGCUGGCUGGCCUUCCUUCUCGACGUCUCCGCCGAUCUGGGCAACCCCUGCAUCUCCCUUGCAGACAGCUCCUGGAGCAGCAGCGCAGAAAGCCUGAUGCUCUGUGAGCUACCAACAGUAGGAGAGAAGAAGGAAGGGAGAGAAGAGAAAUCAUCUUCUACUACCUACAACCCAAGACAAGUCCUUCUUGCUUGUGAUUUCCCCAUCAUUUCCUUCCUUCUCUGCCUUCCCCCACAUCCUCUUCAUCAGGUGCUGCAGUACACAGAGUCUUCUCUCUGCUAGUCGGUCAUGGUGGCUGUUGUCAUCU